UUAUUCUGUAAUUCCUCCUAAAACGUGGCACCGGAAAUUUCACAAGUGACGUCACGUGAGCAAGAUUCAGCCUUUUCCAUUCGGGUUCCCCGAAAAGACGACUUGUCAGAAAGCGGGGUUGUCUAAUCGAAACUCGAUCCAAGAUGGUGAACUUCACUAUAGACCAGAUCCGUGACAUCAUGGACAAAAAGAAAAAUAUCCGUAACAUGUCUGUGAUUGCUCACGUUGAUCAUGGCAAGUCUACGCUGACAGACUCUCUGGUCAGCAAAGCUGGUAUCAUUGCCAGUUCCAGGGCUGGUGAGACCAGGUUCACCGAUACCAGGAAGGACGAACAAGAAAGAUGCAUCACCAUCAAGUCCACUGCCAUCUCCCUGUACUACGAGGUUGCCGACAAGGACACAUGCUAUAUUAAGAGGCCUGAAAAGCAGUGGGAGAGGGACAGCAAUGCUUUCUUGAUAAACUUGAUCGACUCCCCUGGCCAUGUGGAUUUUUCCUCUGAGGUCACAGCUGCUCUCCGAGUAACAGACGGUGCUCUAGUGGUUGUAGACUGUGUUUCAGGUGUGUGUGUGCAGACUGAGACUGUUCUGCGUCAGGCCAUCACUGAACUUAUCCGGCCUGUUCUCAUGAUGAACAAGAUGGAUCUGGCCCUGCUGACACUCCAGCUGGAGACUGAGGAUAUGUACCAGACCUUCCAGAAGAUCAUUGAGGACAUCAACGUCAUCAUUGCCACCUAUGCUGGAGAUGAAGACCCAACUGACCCUGACAACUUCAACAAUGAUCUUCAGGUCAGUCCCAACAAGGGAACAGUAGGAUUUGGAGCAGGUCUUCAUGGAUGGGCUUUCACCCUGAAGGACUUUGCCCGUAUGUAUGUGAGCAUGUUCAAGAUCGAAGAGAAGCUGAUCAUGAAGAGACUCUGGGGUGACCAGUUCUACAGCAAGAAGGAAAAGAAGUGGUACAAGAAGACAGAUCAAAGUGUACCCGUUGAUGCCAAGAGAGGCUUCACCCAGUACAUCUUGGAUCCAAUCUACAAGGUGUUCAAAACAUGCAUGAACGAACCAAAGCAGAAGGCUUUGGAACUUGUUGACAAGCUAAAGGUGCCAUUGACUUCUGAAGAGAGAGACAUGGAAGGAAAACCCCUCCUGAAGACCUUCAUGAGGAAGUGGCUCCCUGCUGGUGACGCCAUGUUGCAGAUGAUUGUGUUCAACCUGCCCUCUCCAGUGACUGCCCAGUUCUACAGAAUGGAGCUGCUGUAUGAAGGCCCCCUUGAUGAUGAAGCUGCUACAGGUAUCAAGAAGUGUGACCCAAAAGGCCACUUGAUGAUGUAUGUGUCUAAGAUGGUGCCCACCUCUGACAAGGGUCGUUUCUAUGCCUUUGGACGUGUCUUCUCUGGCACCGUCGGCACUGGUCAGAAGGUGCGCAUCAUGGGACCCAACUAUGUCCCAGGCAGCAAGGCUGAUCUGUACUGCAAGAACAUUCAGAGGACCAUCCUGAUGAUGGGGAGAUACACCGAGGCUAUCGAGGAUGUACCCAGUGGCAACAUCUGUGGUCUGGUUGGAGUUGACCAGUACCUGGUCAAGACAGGAACAAUCACUACCUACGAAAAUGCCCACAACUUGAAGGUGAUGAAGUUCUCCGUGAGUCCUGUCGUGAGAGUAGCUGUUGAGUGCAAGAACCCUGGUGAUCUGCCUAAACUGGUAGAAGGUCUCAAACGUCUAGCCAAGUCAGACCCUAUGGUGCAGUGUCAGAUUGAGGAGUCUGGGGAGCACAUCAUUGCUGGAGCCGGAGAGCUGCAUCUUGAGAUCUGCUUGAAGGAUCUGGAGGAGGAUCAUGCCUGUAUCCCUAUCAAGAAGAGUGACCCAGUUGUGUCCUACAGGGAAACCGUAACUGAGGAGUCCAAUAUCACUUGCUUGUCCAAGUCGCCCAACAAGCACAAUCGACUUCACUGUAGAGCUGCACCUAUGCCUGAUGGUCUACCAAAGGCUAUUGAUGAUGGUACAGUUUCACCAAAACAAGACUUCAAAGAGAGGGCACGUUUGCUUGCAGACAAGUAUGAAUUUGAUGUGACUGAAGCCAGAAAAAUCUGGAGUUUUGGACCUGAGGGAACUGGCCCAAACAUGCUUGUGGACUGCACCAAAGCUGUUCAAUACUUGAAUGAAAUCAAGGACAGUGUUGUGGCAGGAUUUCAGUGGGCCACCAAGGAUGGAGUUUUGUGUGAUGAGAAUAUGAGAGCUGUACGUAUGAACAUCCAAGAUGUGACUCUCCACGCCGAUGCCAUCCAUAGAGGAGGUGGUCAGAUCAUCCCUACAGCCAGGAGAGUGUUCUAUGCCUCUGCACUGACAGCUGAACCCAGGCUUCUUGAACCGGUCUACCUUGUAGAGAUCCAGUGUCCCCGUAUUGCGGCCUCUGGAAUCUUUGGUGUGUUGAACAAACGACGUGGUCAUGUGUUCGAGGACAACGACGUUACUGGCACCAGCAUGAGCCAACAGAAGGCUUACCUUCCAGUAAACGAGUCAUUUGGUUUCACAUCAGCCCUUCGUGCAGGAACAGGUGGUCAGGCUUUCCCCCAGUGUGUGUUUGAUCACUGGCAGGUUAUGCCCGGAGAUCCCUUAGAUGGCACUUCUAAACCAGGCAUCAUUGUUACUGAUACAAGGAAACGCAAGGGUCUCAGCGAGACAAUACCACCACUUGACAAAUACCUGGACAAGAUGUAAAUUAUCGUUAAUCUUUGCUUCAACAAACUUUCACAUGUAUUUACCUGUAAUUUAAAUUCUGAUCAGUGGUACUGGGACAUGAAGCAACUUGAUUGCCAACAAAGUUGAAAAAAAAGUGCUAAAUAUGUGGACGAUCACAAACUCUGGACUGAGGACUUUAACAAAGGUGGCCAAAUAAAACAAAUCCGCUUUCUGAUGUCAUCUGACUGUUAACACUUGCAAAAUGUUUGCAAUCUAGAAAGUGAUGCUUGCUCACCAUCACAUUUUAAGAGAAAAAUGACAAACCUGGAAUAAAUUGUGCUACACUA
Messenger RNA from Haliotis rubra (blacklip abalone), 3019 nucleotides. RefSeq names its product elongation factor 2-like. The transcript is spliced from 15 exons. Gene Ontology annotation, molecular function: GTPase activity; GTP binding; translation elongation factor activity. NCBI's taxonomy places the organism in Eukaryota, Metazoa, Mollusca, Gastropoda, Lepetellida, Haliotidae. The coding region runs from base 144 to 2711 and encodes 855 amino acids. Gene Ontology annotation, biological process: translational elongation. Gene Ontology annotation, cellular component: cytosol; ribonucleoprotein complex. The record is from RefSeq and is a predicted model, not a curated record.